Echinops telfairi (small Madagascar hedgehog) is the source of this 1081-nucleotide messenger RNA. It is a transcript of the gene CUNH21orf91, whose product is annotated as chromosome unknown C21orf91 homolog. The transcript is spliced from 5 exons. Bases 51 to 944 code for a protein of 297 amino acids. NCBI's taxonomy places the organism in Eukaryota, Metazoa, Chordata, Mammalia, Afrosoricida, Tenrecidae. The record is from RefSeq and is a predicted model, not a curated record.
CCGCACGGAGCGUCGCGUUGGCGGACGGACGCGGAGCCGGACGGGGCACUAUGAACGAAGAGGAGCAGUUUGUAAACAUUGACUUGAAUGAUGACAAUAUUUGCAGUGUUUGUAAACUGGGAACAGACAAAGAAACGCUCUCCUUCUGCCACGUAUGUUUUGAGCUAAAUAUUGAAGGCGUACCAAAAUCUAAUCUCUUACACACUAGAUCAUUACGAGGCCAUAAAGACUGUUUUGAAAAAUACCAUUUGAUCGCAAACCAAGAUUGUCCUCGAUCUAAGCUCUCAAAAAGUACUUAUGAAGAAGUUAAAACCAUUUUCAGUAAAAAAAUAAACUGGAUUGUACAGUAUGCACAAAAUAAAGAUCUAGAUGCAGAUUCAGAAUGCUCUAAAAAUCCCCAGCAUCGCCUGUUUAACUUCAGACAUAAAUCAGAUAAAAAGUUACUUCCACAGUUUGACUCACAAGUACCAAAAUAUUCUGCAAAAUGGAUACAUGGAACUACAGGUGGCCUUUCAAACUGUACACAAAGAAUUUUGGAGCAGAGGGAAAAUACUGACUUUGGACUUUCAAGGUUGCAAGAUUCAGGUACCAAUUUAUGCCAUAAGAGUAUAUUGUGGCCUCAUCAUCAUAACCAGUCACAGAAAAAAGAAGAGGCCAUCUCUGAUGCAGAACCGAGUGUCCAGACGCAGCAUCCCCAUUACAGCAGAGAAGAAUUGGAUUCGAUGAGUCUUGGUGAGGUACAGAAGCUGAAUGCAGUGCUACAGCAACAAAUCCAAGAAGUUUUUGAAGAGUUAACGCACCAAGUGCAGGAGAAAGAUUCUCUGGCCUCAGAGCUGCAUGUCCGCCACAUCGCCAUUGAGCAGCUCCUCAAGAACUGCUCUAAGUUACCGUGCCUGCAAGUGGGGCGCGCGGGUGGGAAGCCACACAUGCCCAUAAGCAACUGAGUCCCACCGACGCUCCGUCUGCUGGGCAUGUAAAGUUUGAAGAAAGUUACAGUUUAUUCUUUUAUAGUUGUUACUUUUGCAAUGCUUAAGGUGGUAUUUAACAUCUUUAUCAAAUAAAGCAGAUCACUGUACGCUAA